Erythranthe guttata (spotted monkey flower) is the source of this 1923-nucleotide messenger RNA. The record is from RefSeq and is a predicted model, not a curated record. NCBI's taxonomy places the organism in Eukaryota, Viridiplantae, Streptophyta, Magnoliopsida, Lamiales, Phrymaceae.
AUGAUUGGAUUGGAAAUUUUUCUUGCGGGUCUUCUUCAAACUCAGAGUUGCCGCUCACCUUUGAAUAGUCGUCAUACCUUUAAAUCAAAAAGUGAUCCGAAAGAGAAACAGGGUCGCUCUAUUUCUGAAGAAAUAGUUUCCCAACAAGAUGAUGGUGUUUUUGCUACUAAAGAUAGAGAAACGUGUUCCCAAGUCUCGAGCAAGGUUGUGAAAGGGCUGAAACAGAAAACUGCCGAAGUUAGUCGUGAAGGAGGAUCAAUCGUAAAUUCGGCAAGUAUCGGUGUAGAUUCUGCACAUGGAAGAGUUGGAUAUGCAGUAGUAGGAUUAUAUAGUUUGGGACAGACCUGCUUCUUUAAUUCGGUUAUUCAAAAUCUGCUAGCUAUAGAUAGCUUGCGGGUUUAUUUUUGCAAAGUAGAGAAAGACGUGGGUCCCGUAAGUGGUGCUUUGAGAAAGAUCUUCCUUCAAACCAAUAUUGGUACCGGCUUGAGAGAACCUAUUGUACCUAGGUCUUUAUUCGAGUGUUUAUGUAUCAAGGCUCCACAGUUCAGAGAAAAUCAACAAGAUGAUAGCCACGAGUUGCUUAGAUGCUUGCUCGAUCUUCUGUCACACGAAGAAAUGCAGCCAAGAAAGCACUCCAAAUUUUCUCAGGCUCCGAUCCCGGGUCCCACAUUUGUGAAUGACUUGUUCGGCGGCAGAAUUUCUAGUACCAUUACUUGUACGAAAUGUCAGCACUCCUCAACAUGUUACGAAGCAUAUCUCGAUCUUUCGUUGACUGUUCCGGCGAAGAGGGACCAGCUUGUCGUAUUAUUGGUUGAUGGGUGUUUGGCCCUUUUUGUUGAGCCCGAGAUUCUUUCGAACGAUAACGGAUGGCAUUGUGAGAAUUGUUCGAGAGUUAUGCGGGAACAAAGGGUGGUUGACUCCGAAAAUUUGAAAGUGACAACAGAUGCAACCAAAAGGUUACUCAUCGACAUCGCUCCUCCUAUACUGACAAUUCAUCUAAAGAGAUUCAGCAAAGAUGCUAGGGUUCUCAGUAAAUUGAAUGACGAUGUGAGUUUCCGAGAGAUGAUUGAUCUCGAACCGUACAUGGAUACCAGGUGCAGUGAGAGAGUGAGGUUUACAUAUCGUCUAGUGGGAGUGGUGGAGCAUCGCGGAGUAAUGGAAGGUGGCCACUACAUUGCAUAUGUGAGAGGUACAAAAGAUAACGGAGAUUGCGUUUGGUAUUGCACCAAUGAUAUUCGUAUUCGUGAGGUUUCUUUGGAAAAGGUUCUGUGUUCCAAAGCCUGUAUCUUGUUCGAUGAAAGAACCCGAAGAUCAUCAGAUUAUCAUGUCCACUAACUGCAGUGUAAGUCAAAUAGCAUCUGACUUUUUUUUUUUCUUUUUUCGUCUAAAGAGUAUAUAAAUGAUAGUUUUAAUGACUGGAUUAAGAAAAUGAUAUAAGAAUCAAUAGUACGUAUACGUACCGUGUGCAUGCAGUGGAAAUACUUGUUUGACAAUGCGUACUAUUGCUUCCAGUUCCAGUAGUAGAGAUUCUCCUAGCUGCAAAUUACGGGUGAUUUUUCCGUGUUAACCUGCAUGCAUGAUCAUCAGAUCAGCACAUUUAAAAAUGAAAAUUUUCGGUGAUUUUAACGAUGUGAUGUUAAGAAUUCAAGGCGGCUUUGAGAUAUAAAUUUUCAUUUUUCGACAGGAAAUGACGUUCCAUGCUUGUGGGAAUGAUGCACAUAUUGCAAUGCUUCUUGGUGCUGCAAAAAUACUUUCAAGAGAACAAUAUUAUUAGUUGUAAUGAAAUGAAUACCAGGCAAAGCGGUGGUGGUACGAUAACUAUCGAGGCUAAUCUGUAUGUUAGUAGAAACCUCGCGGAUUAGCUUCACCGGAGAAACUUAAAACUAGAGAAUAUUUGUUUCCCUUUUUUGUCGGCCGUGAGUU